Pelobates fuscus (common spadefoot toad) is the source of this 2280-nucleotide messenger RNA. RefSeq lists its product as uncharacterized. Gene Ontology annotation, biological process: regulation of DNA-templated transcription. Lineage: Eukaryota; Metazoa; Chordata; Amphibia; Anura; Pelobatidae. The transcript is spliced from 4 exons. Bases 119 to 1735 code for a protein of 538 amino acids. The record is from RefSeq and is a predicted model, not a curated record.
AAGGCUGGUAGUGGGUCAGUCACUGUUCUCAUUCACCCCAUUUAUCAGUAUUAACCAUUGCUAGGAUGUUUGUGAGGGUGAAUCUUACUUUAGUCAUCUUAAUGCAUUAUACAGAAGCAUGCCUGUCCCAGUUCCUCUCUCUCCUUUUUACGCUCAGAUUACGUUUGAAGAUGUGGCUGUACGUUUCACGGAGGAGGAAUGGUGCGGCUUGCAGGACUGGCAGAGAAAUCUUUACAUCGAUGUAAUUAUGGAAACCUAUGCCAUGUUCCAAUUCCUUGGUAACAGCGAGCAGGGGGCAGGAUGGCAUCUCUUGGACGGGCCCCCGAUGAGAAAUGAAGGGGUUAAACCGGACCUAAUAACUGCCCUAGAAAAAUGGAGAGAUCAGCGCACCAACAAACGUGCAGUUUCCCAAAAAGGGAGAGGAUUCUCUGUAAUUUCUCCUCAGCUAAAGAAGGCCGUGCCCGGUGAGAAGAAGAAACGUGGAGAGCGAUGGAAUGUAUCUGCUCUCCAAAAUGAAAUCGCAGCUUAUAAAGAGAUAAGAUUGAUCCUUAAAAUCCUGCAGGGCCUGAAAAAGGAACAGCGAACACUCAGGACAGAAAUUGAGCGCUCUCGACAGGAAAUAAUGGAAAAAUUGGGGGAGAUAAGCAAGGGUUUUUGUCCAGACAGGACAUCUAAAGAUCCCAUCACAACUCCCUCUGAAUAUGUUCAGGAUCUUCCUCCCUCACCAGAUGAACCAAGUAAUUAUUGUUUCCCAAAUUAUGAAUUCCCUACAAUGACGGCAGAUACCCCUGUCACAAACAGGAGAUUGUGUUCUAGCCCUUUGACGGCCGAAAACAUGCUUGUAUUCCCAGAAGAACCAGAUAUUCUCAAAGACCCCACCUUAAACGGAAUAGCUCUACCCAAGCAUGCGCAGAUCAAAACUUCUGCAUCUCCAGACCUUCCAGUAGUGGGAUCUACUCUUCAGACCACCACCGCUGCUGUAUUCACAGACCAGUCCAUCAGUAUACCUACUUUAACAUUAACUUUUCCUUCUGGAAGCAGAACCACAGAUUACAUGAUUUCAAUUUCAGAUGGAGAAUCGAGUUCUUCAAACCUGGGUGUGACUGAGGUCUCACAUGAUACCAACAGGGACCGCUUGCCAGGAACUACAAAACCGAAAAAGAGAAAGGUGCCGCUUGUUAAAGCAUCAAAGACUUCAUGUUCUUCAAAGAAAUCUAGCAUAUUUCAGGAAGCCAGCAAAUUAAAACAAGCCCUUAAUGCUAGCCAAGGGAAGGAAAUGAUCAAGAAAAGGGGUUACACGUCAAAUCAGGAUGCCAAAUAUGUUCCAAAACCCACCAGAAACUCGUCCCCUCCACCAAAAAUACCCAGACUUGCUGCCAGUCACAAGCCCAAAAAGUUGGGACCCUGUCUUCCUGAUAUCAAGAUGUGUUCAGUUAGCGACAGAGACAUUAAAUGUCUCCACCAGUCAUCAAAGGGCAGUUUGCUAAGGUUUGCUGGGCUGGUAUUUAGAACACUCGUCCCAAUGCAAACCUAUCUCCAGUGGUGUCACGUGGCCAACUAUAAUGGCACACACCAAAAAAAAGCUAUUCCACAGAACGUUAAAAAAGAGCUCCUCUCCUACAUGGAAAAGUACUUUUCAAUUACAGAAGCUUCGGAAAACCAGCAGAUCCGGGACGGAGUAAACAACCAGCUGCGCAAUCCCCGGAAAACAAACUCUCACCCUGGGGUUUCUUAAGCCGUGUUCCUUGCUGAGCUGCAUAUGCAAUGAUUGCUGUAUGGUUAACCCAGAGUCCUGAGUGUAUAAAUACCGGUCACAGUGUCAUCUCAUUUGGCUUUGGUUAUGUUACAUAGCUUACAUAGCUGAAAAGAGACUUUCAUCCAUCAAAUUCAGCCAAAAGAAGGCGAAAAACCCAGUCUGAAGCGCUUCCAAUUUUGCAACAAACUAGGAAAAAAAUAUCCUUCUUGACCCCAAAAUAGCAGUCCGAUGUCUCCUUGGAUCAAGCAGCUAUUACCCCACUAAUUAGAAAUUAUAUCCCUGUAUGUUAUGUUUUGCAAGUAUUUAUCCAAUUGCAGUUUAAACAUCUGUAUGGACUCUGAUAAAACCACCUCUUCAGCAGAGAAUUCCACAUCCUCAUUGCUCUUACUGUAAAAAAAAAAAAAAAAAAAAAAACUUUUAGUUUGCCUUAGAUUAAAUCUCUUUUCUUCCAGUUUAAAUGUGUGACCUCAUGUCCUAUGUAUAGCCCUGUUUAUGAAUAGAUUUCCAGAUAAUAGUUUGUACUG